UACCUCCGCCAACACGUUCAAGAACGACGUCGUACGGAGGAGGAAGAGGCUGACACCGGGAAAGAGUUCAUUGAAAUUUCCCUUUAUUGUGCCCUUUAUCGACAGGAGCAUGGCGGGAGACUCAGCACCGAUAUGCAUUAUACGGCCUUACAGGAAAGGAGACGAGGACACCAUAAGAGAUAUAAUGACAGAGGCCACAAUGGAAACAGUUGGGGAGUUCUUCUGGUCGGCUGUUAUGUCUGAGGUCUUCCCACAGGUUGCUCUUCUUGUUAUUGCAUUUGCUUUCAUUGGACUGGGGGUGCCCUUUUAUUUUUGCCUGUUCGGCAUCCCAGUUGCAGUGGGUGUGAUAUACGGCGUGAUUUGGUCGGCUCAUUUAUUCAAGGCUAUGGAACUCCAUGAAGAUCUGAACAACAUUCAGAAAACAUACAUGGAAGACCCUGACACUGGAUUCUGGGUUGCUGAAGUAUUGGAAGUCAGUGAGGCCAAUGAACUUGAUUCCCUUGUUAACAAAGCUAAAAAGGUUGAGUAUGAUUUUCUUUCCGAAGAAGAAUUCCACAUGAGAAAUAUAAACUUGGAUGGCUUCAGGAAACAUCUAGUUGGGACAGUUGCCAUCACCAAGUCGCAGAGAGGAGGACUCAGGGCUUGGCUGAGACGCAUGGCAGUGAGGAAGGCUUACAGGCGCCGGGGAAUUGCCAUGCAACUCCUAGAGCAGGCCAUCCAGUUCUGCACAGACAGGUGCCAUGAGGGGAUUGAACUCAUCACAACGGAAUGCCACUAUAAGGCACGUGAGCUGUAUUACAAGAGAGGUUUUACAGCAGAGCACACCUAUUACAAGUACUAUUUCAAUGUGCGACAGCCAAUGUACCUCUUCGCAAUGCCUUUGAAGCCCCCCAAAGCAAAUCUUGCUGAAGUAUCAACUAUGUAGAGCAUAAUCCUGUUGUUGAUUAUGCUUGCUGACAUGUAUGGAAUCAUAAUGAAUUUUUUAUACACAUUUUGAUCUUCCAAGAUGAUUGACACCAUUUACGAUAAACAAUUAAUUUUUGAACAAGAAUGCUUGUUAGGGAUAUCUGUUAGUGCCUUAUAUUGUUUUGUUAUAAAAUAGUUCCUAAAUUUUCAGUGAGGAAGCAUUCAGGGUGAUAUGCAGCUGUAUGGUUUAUUUUUGGGGAAAGUAAUAUGUAGAUUUAAGAUAUUAUGAAAACAAUGUGAUAUUUUUAAAUGUUUUGAUGAACUAAACCUGUUUCAUAUGUCUCCAGAGAAACUCGGAAUUGUUUACAACCUUUGUUUUGACUUUAAUAGGUCUAUGCCUUGCAAGUUGCUCACAAAUUUUGUAAUGUGUGUUUUAUCAUCAUUUGUUUGUCUUAUGUAGGCACUGCAUAACUGGAAGAAGUAUGUAAUUAUGUAAUGUAAUGCUUAUAUGGCAUUAGGAUAUCAUGUCACAAAUUAACUUUUUUUUUUUAUGUAAUUUUUCCUUUUCUGGUACUGAAGAGAGAUGAUAGGCAAUCAUGAAACUGUUUUAUGUCCAUGCUCUUUCUUUUUCUGCUCAAUAUUGAUAGUAUGUCAUAUUUAUGCAUUUCAUGUGUAACAUUAAUAGUUCGACCUAUGGAUAAAUAAACUACCACCACUAUGGCUCUUUCAGAAACUGAUGAUAAGCCCAGAAUCUCACAUUUUAUGCUCAUGUUCAUUAAUAUAAUUUUGUGACUUAUAGAUGACUCCUAUGUUGUUACGGCUCGUCUCUAGGUGACUUACAGACAAGAUUGAUUUACAGAGAAAUGCUGUUACAAAGUGCCAUCAUUGGCAUUAUUUAUAUAUUUAUGUAACUCGGAACAUAAGGUCAUACAUAUGUUAGUUCUGGACAAUAAGUACAUGUUAUCAUUAUUCGUAAGAAUCUUUUCUGUUGGUAAUCAUUUUUUCCUUAUAUGAAUUCUAAGUUACUUUGUUUCACAUGUUUUUUGCCCAACUUCUGAUAAUUAAAACGGAAGCAGGGGAAUAGUUUCAUUGCUUUAUCAAGACAUGUAUAAAGAAGAUUUAUAACAAUUUUUUCCUAUCCUGGAAGAAAUUUUGUAAUCCUGCUUGUAUAUAUUUCUUGUUUUACCUUUUUAAUGAAUUGCAUUGUACAUUACUCUUCCAAUUCUCUAAGAAUUACAAGGAAAUACAAAGAUGGAACUGUUCUGUUAUUUUUAAGUUGGAGUUUACACUUUACUAAGUAUACUUCCUUUUAAAAAAAGUAUAUUGCAAGUAUGUGAAGUCUAAAAUUAGAAUAUUGUAGUAAAAGGAGGAUUUAACAUGAAAGACUAUGCCUAAUAUUAGUAUAUUCAUGAACACUAAACUAGUAGAUAUGUAAAUGUGCCGAAGGACAGUCCCAGUGCCAGUGUUCUGUCUUGUGAGAUACAUUGACAUAUGUUGUAUUUCCCAAAGUUUAUCUACCUUUGUCACAUUUAUUUUUGUAAUAUGAUGCCCACAAAUAAAGGAACACAUUGAUUUUAGAUAUA
Molecule: messenger RNA, 2489 nt
Organism: Penaeus vannamei (Pacific white shrimp)
Lineage: Eukaryota; Metazoa; Arthropoda; Malacostraca; Decapoda; Penaeidae
Product: N-acetyltransferase 8
Molecular function (GO): N-acetyltransferase activity
Source: RefSeq, a predicted model, not a curated record